Molecule: messenger RNA, 4084 nt
Organism: Pantherophis guttatus
Lineage: Eukaryota; Metazoa; Chordata; Lepidosauria; Squamata; Colubridae
Source: RefSeq, a predicted model, not a curated record
CACAUUUCACUCUUUUACUUGGCUCGGUUGCAAAGAUAGGUUGCUGGGAGUCUAAAACAACUUGAUAGCAUAUAAUCGGUGACAACAUCUUGCAAACGCCUUAAGCAGAGACGGGACAAGCGUGUUUUUCGCCUCCGGUCAGGAGAUGGCGAUCACUUCUGCGCCUACAAAGCCAUCAAUACAGUAGCUGCAUCUGUGGUUGAUCCUUAAAGGAGUUAAAACCAUCAAGUACUGUAUUGCUAGAAAGGAAUGAGGAAGAAGAGAAGCCCAGAGGAACUUCUUGUACCGGAUCCCUCAUGGGUGGAAGGUGGCUUGCAGAGCGGCUUUUGGGCUCUUCCAAAAGUUGAAGCAUCAGCUGGAAGACAAAGUGAUGCCAACAUAAGCACACUGGACAACUGAGAAUAACAAGCAACACUGAAAAGCAAAGCAAAUUGAAGCAGAAAUAAAAAAUAUUUUCUAUUUCCUUCAGAAAACCACAGAAUUCGUCUACUUCAUCAGCAGAUAAGAGACAGAAAAGAGAAAAUCAUGAAGAGAUUUGCAGCUGGAAAAAGUAGAUUAUAUAGAAUUUAAGAAUAUGUUACUCGAAAAGGUCGAAGGAGAUCAUUUUUCCUUUCAGAAGAAGAGGAAAAUAUUUGGAAGCCAGUGGGGAAGAAAAUAUCAAUUGGAUAGUCACAUAUGGCAGCCAGAAAAGCAGGCACCAACAAAAUAAGGAAUCACACAUAUCUUUGACCUCCUCAAGAAUGUCAGUGAUGGAAAAGUUUUGUGGGAAAAGUUUCAGUCUCAAUUCCAGCAUGGAGAACCACCAGAGGACUCACACAGGAAAGAAACCGUUCGAGUGUCCAGAUUGUGGGAAACAUUUCCAUUACCAUUGUCACCUGGUAAACCACCAGAGGAUUCACACAGGGGACAAACAUUUUGAAUGUCCUGAUUGUGGGAAAAACUUCAGUCUCAAUUCCUCUCUGGUGAGACACCAAAAGACUCACACAGGAGACAAACCACACAAGUGUGCAGAUUGUGGGAAAAGUUUCAGUUACCGUUCUUCCCUGGUGAACCACCAGAGGACUCACACAGGAGAGAAACCCUUUGAAUGUCCUGAGUGUGGGAAAAGUUUCAGUCAUAAUUCCAGCCUGCUGAGCCACCAGAGGACUCACUCAGGAGAGAAACCCUUUGAAUGUCCUGAGUGUGGGAAAAGUUUCAGUGAGAAUUCCAGCCUGGUGAACCACCAAAGGACUCACACAGGGGAGAAACCCUUUGAAUGUCCUGAUUGUGGGAAAAACUUCACUCUCAAUUCCAACCUGCUGAUACACCAGAGGACUCACACAGGAGAGAAACCAUAUGAGUGUCCAGAUUGUGGGAAAAGUUUCACAGGAAAUUCCAACCUGGUGAGCCACCAGAGGAUUCACACAGGAGAAAAACCCUUUGAAUGUCCUGAGUGUGGGAAAAGUUUCAGACAGAAUUCCCACCUGGUGAAACACCAGAGGACUCACACAGGAGAGAAACCCUUUGAAUGUUCUGAGUGUGGGAAAAGUUUCAGUCAGAAUUCCUACCUGGUGAAACACCAGAGGACUCACACAGGAGAAAAACCCUUUGAAUGUCCUGAUUAUGGGAGAAGUUUCAGACAGAAUUCCCACCUCAUUAUCCACCAGAAGACUCACACCAGGGAGAAACCAUAUGAGUGUCCAGAUUGUGGGAAAUGUUUCAGAGCAAAUUGCCAGCUGGUGAUACAUCAGAGGACUCACACAGGAGAGAAACCCUUUGAAUGUCCUGAGUGUGGGAAAAGUUUCAGUCAUAAAUACAACCUGGUGAACCACCAGAGGACUCACACAGGGGAGAAACCCUUUGAAUGUCCUGAUUGUGGGAAAGGUUUCAGUGACAAUUCCAGCCUGGUGAAACACCAGAGGACUCAUACAGGGGAGAAACCCUUUGAAUGUCCUGAUUGUGGGAAAGGUUUCAGUGAGAAUUCCAGCCUGGUGAAACACCAGAGGACUCACACAGGGGAGAAACCCUUUGAAUGUUCUGAGUGUGGGAAAAGUUUCAGUGAGAAUUCCAGCCUGGUGAAACACCAGAGGACUCACACAGGGGAGAAACCCUUUGAAUGUCCUGAGUGUGGGAAAAGUUUCAGUCACAAUUCCAACCUGGUGAAACACCAGAGGACUCACACAGGAGAGAAACCCUUUGAAUGUCCUGAGUGUGGGAAAUGUUUCAGUCAGAAUGCCAGCCUGGUGAUACACCAGAGGAUUCACACAGGAGCGAAACCCUUUGAAUGUCCUGAGUGUGGGAAAGGUUUCAGUGUCAAUUCCAGUCUGGUGAAACAUCAAAAAACUCACACAGGAGAGAAACCACGCAAGUGUCCAGAUUGUGGGAAAUGUUUCAGUUACCGUUCUUCCCUUCAUGGCAACUUUGUGAUACAUCAGAGGACUCACACCAGGGAGAAACCAUAUGAGUGUCCACAUUGUGGGAAAAGUUUCAUUGCAAAUUCCCACCUGGUAAGACACCAGAGGACUCACACAGGAGAGAAACCCUUUGAAUGUCCUGAUUGUGGGAAAAGUUUCAGUGAGAAUUCCAGCCUGGUGAAACAUCAGAGGACUCACACAGGGGAGAAGCCCUUUGAAUGUCCUGAUUGUGGGAAAAAUUUCAGUCACAAUUCCAACAUGGUGAAACACCAGAGGACUCACACAGGAGAGAAACCCUUCAAAUGUCCUGAUUGUGGGAAAGGUUUCAGUGUCAAUUCCAGCCUGCUGAUACACCAGAGUACUCACACAGGAGAGAAACCCUUUGAAUGUUCUGAGUGUGGGAAAAGUUUCAGUGUCAAUUCCAGCCUGCUGAUACACCAGAGUACUCACACAGGAGAGAAACCGUUUGAAUGUUCUCAGUGUGGGAAAAGUUUCAGUCACAAUUCCAACCUGGUGAAACACCAGAGGACUCACACAGGAGAGAAACCCUUCAAAUGUCCUGAUUGUGGGAAAGGUUUCAGUGUCAAUUCCAGCCUGUUGAUACACCAGAGAACUCACACAGGAGAAAAACCUUUUGAAUGUCCUGAAUGUGGGAAAAACUUCAGUCUCAAUUCCAGUCUGGUGAAACAUCAAAAGACUCACACAGGAGAGAAACCCUUUGAAUGUCCUGAUUGUGGGAAACGUUUCAGUCAGAAUUCCAGCCUGGUGAAACACCAGAGGACUCACACAGGAGAGAAACCCUUUGAAUGUCCUGAUUGUGGGAAAAGUUUCAGUCAGAAUUCCCACCUGGUGAUACACCAGAGGACUCACACAGGAGAGAAACCCUUUGAAUGUCCUGAUUGUGGGAAAAGUUUCAGUCACAAUUCCAGUCUGGUGAUCCAUCAAAGGACUCACACAGGAGAGAAACCCUUCGAAUGUCCUGAUUGUGGGAAAGGUUUCAGUGUUAUUUCCAGCCUGCUGAUACACCAGAGGACUCACACAGGAGAGAAACCCUUUGAAUGUUCUGAGUGUGGGAAAAGUUUCAGUCACAAUUCCAACCUGGUGAAACACCAGAGGACUCACACAGGAGAGAAACCCUUUGAAUGUCCUGAGUGUGGGAAAUGUUUCAGUCAGAAUGCCAGCCUGGUGAUACACCAGAGGACUCACACAGGAGAGAAACCUUUUGAAUGUCCUGAAUGUGGGAAAAACUUCAGUCUCAAUUCCAGUCUGGUGAAACAUCAAAAGACUCACACAGGAGAGAAACUACGCAAGUGUCCAGAUUGUGGGAAAUGUUUCAGUUACCGUUCUUCCUUGAUGAACCACCAGAGGACUCACACAGGAGAGAAACCAGACCAGCAGAGUCAAACAAUUUGAUUGAGGGCCACAUCAGGAUUGUGGUUCAUCUUGUGGGUGGGCAUGGUGGGGUGAUGUCACAUGGCCAGCUCGACAUCUCUUGUGUCGUGGGGCGCCUGUGGUGGCCCAGGCAGGUCUGGGGGGAUCCAUUGUUAAAAUAUAUAUAUUUUAAUCGUAUUUUAAUGUUUGUAGUUUAUGUUUUUACUUGGCUGUUCACCACCCUGAAUCCUCAGGGAGAAGGGCGAUAUACAAAUUUAACAAUAAAGAAAUAAAGAAAUAAAUUCCCUGUGGUAAAACUA